AUGGCAACAUCAGCAAUGGGGAAACGCCUCGCAGGCAAAACCAUCCUCAUCACCGGUGCAUCGUCAGGAAUCGGACGCAGCACCGCGUUUGAGUUCGCGCGCACAUCGCCUGAAGACCUCAAACUCAUCUUAACGGCGCGACGGAUCGACCAGCUCAAAACCAUCGCAGCAGAGAUUGAAAAGGAAGUCGGCCGUGGCGUCAAGGUACUCCCUGUGCAACUCGACGUCAGCAAGGGUAGUGAAGUCGCGAGCUUCGUCGACAUGCUACCCGCCGAGUUUCGACAGAUCGAUAUCCUUGUUAACAAUGCAGGUCUCGUCAAAGGCAUAGCCAGAGCCCCCGAGAUCGCAGAAGACGACAUGAACAUCAUGUUCGCGACCAACGUCACCGGCUUGAUCAAUAUGACCCAGGCCGUCUUGUCGAUAAUGUUGGCUCGUGGAGAGAGCGGCGCAGGCGACAUCAUCAACAUCGGCAGUAUCGCUGGACGCGAACCAUACGUCGGGGGAAGCAUCUACUGUGCCACGAAAGCCGCCAUCAGAACAUUUACCGAGUCUUUGCGAAAGGAGUUGAUUGCGACCAGAAUCAGAGUCAUUGAAGUUGAUCCAGGACAGGUUGAGACGGAGUUCUCAGUCGUUCGAUUCUACGGCGACAAGUCCAAGGCUGAUGCCGUCUAUGCUGGCUGUGAGCCUUUGACACCCGACGACAUAGCGGAAGUAGUUGUCUUUACAGCUGGUCGCCGUGAGAAUGUUGUUAUUGCGGACACAUUGAUCUUCCCCAACCAUCAGAAGGAAGCCCAUCUGACACAGACACGCACAGGCUUCAGCAACGAUCAUGCAUCGCAAGUCAUAGACGAACGGGGGCUUGAUGGCAUGAAAGAAAUGUUAAAAGUCGAAUCUCACAGGAUUAAGUAG
Messenger RNA from Exophiala spinifera, 909 nucleotides. RefSeq lists its product as uncharacterized. NCBI's taxonomy places the organism in Eukaryota, Fungi, Ascomycota, Eurotiomycetes, Chaetothyriales, Herpotrichiellaceae. Gene Ontology annotation, molecular function: oxidoreductase activity. The coding region runs from base 1 to 909 and encodes 302 amino acids. Gene Ontology annotation, cellular component: cytosol. The record is from RefSeq and is a predicted model, not a curated record. The transcript has 5 exons.